GACUGUGACGUCCGAUCAACUCAAGGAGUAGUAGUGCGGGGCCUCUGGCUGCUUUUCCAGCUCAGACCCCACCGCGGAAUAUUUCUUCAUUUGUGUCUGGCACCCUGCAAAACCUACGAACAGGAAGUGAGAAGAACUGAGACACCACCGUGCUAAUUUCCUGAAUACUGAUUCUGAGGCCAUUGGAGUAAGAGAAAACUACAUUCCCACUGGUCCUGAAGCUGUGUUGUCUUUUGCAGCUGCGCAGUAGCUAGAAGCAAAGUUACCCAUUCUUCAGCAUCCUCGGGCCCUCAUUUCCUUUUGUGGCAACUCUGCACAAGCUAACCUUCUUCACCUUCUUUUGGAGGAAUUCUGAGCACUUGGAGGGUUUUUGCUUGACCAAUGCAUCCAAAGAUACCAGUCGGCUAAAAGUCAAGACUCUCCACCGGUGUAAAGAUUCUUGGCUCUGGAAUCUAGGUGGCAUGCAUAUAACAACCAAGACACUUGGUCACUGAGUGACCAGAGGAAUAUAAAGCAUUGGAGCGUAAACCUGUUCUCUUGACUACAGCUUGCCAAAGCAGACUUACCAUGACGAAAGAACAGUGGAAACGAUGAGGGGGAAAGACACGAGCAGAACCGAAGCAACACAGAGCAUGGAGGGACGAAAACGAUACUGUUGGCUAUCCGAGAAAGAGAGGAAACAGAUGGAAAGACAGGCACACCGCACCAGCCAGGCCAGAGACUUUAAGAGCAGAAUGUGUAGAUUUUUCCCCAAUGAACGGCUACCGAGAAUUGUGUACGACGGCCAGACAGCACAAAAAAGGCAGAUGGUCAAAAAGAGGGAGCAGGCGCAGAUCAAAGACCACCAGGAGCGCAUGCUUCGAGGCAGGGAACAGAUAGAGCAAAGACUCAAGGAAAGACUCUUGAGAAGAAGCCAGGGCCAGCUCCCUUCACUAGAGAAGCUCGAGAAAGUGAAGAAGGAGAUGAAAGACUUUGAAAGGGCUAAUGCACACCCGCUUUUGGAGCUGCGCAGGAAAAGCCUCAUUAAGUUGGAAAGUCUUAUCGAGAAGUCUCAGGCACGAGAGGAAGCGAAAACGGCAAAGCCUCACCAAAAGAAAUUCCUGGCCUUGCCAACCUUUUUGAAAAGUCACAGCCGAAAAAUCAAAGACCAGUAAAAUUUCAGUGCUUUUCGUGAAGGAAAAAAAAAUUCCUGGAAAUUAAUAAAGACUUUUAGAAGUA
Molecule: messenger RNA, 1218 nt
Organism: Mesocricetus auratus (golden hamster)
Lineage: Eukaryota; Metazoa; Chordata; Mammalia; Rodentia; Cricetidae
Exons: 1
Coding region: 591-1154 (187 amino acids)
Source: RefSeq, a predicted model, not a curated record